Messenger RNA from Larimichthys crocea (large yellow croaker), 1329 nucleotides. RefSeq names its product zinc finger, SWIM-type containing 7 (gene zswim7). The transcript has 5 exons. Gene Ontology annotation, biological process: double-strand break repair via homologous recombination. The record is from RefSeq and is a predicted model, not a curated record. Gene Ontology annotation, cellular component: Shu complex. The coding region runs from base 50 to 499 and encodes 149 amino acids. Gene Ontology annotation, molecular function: zinc ion binding. NCBI's taxonomy places the organism in Eukaryota, Metazoa, Chordata, Actinopteri, Sciaenidae.
UGAAUCGGUGCUUUUAUUUUGAAGGGCGCCGUUAAAGCCGGUAGUCGUAAUGUUUUGGUCGGUGAUGGCGCUCGGAGAAACGCGGGGAUCGUUUCUACCUGAAGUAGCUGAACAACUUUUCAGAGAUAUUAAAAAAUCACACGAGGAAACGUCUCAAAUUCCUGAUGAUCUGCUUAUUGCGUUGAAGUUUGUCUUCGGGCCUUGUGCGCUGCAGGCUUUGGACCUGGUCGACCAGCGUUCAGUCACCUGUCUGUCGUCUCCCAGUGGACGCAAAGCAUUCCAGGUCAUGGGAGGAUCGGGGCGUUUGUACACCUGCUUUGUUUCCUGUCACUACUGCCCGUGCCCGGCCUUCGCCUACACCGUGCUCCGCAGGAACGAGGGCCCUCUGUGCAAGCACAUCCUGGCCGUCUACCUGUGUCAGGCCAUCGGUGUGACUCAGCAGGAGAGUGUGUCCGAUGAGCAGAUGUCCACGCUGCUCAGUGGGACAACAGCUUUGUGACACCCAGGUACGCUCAGUGGAGCGGACUAGGACAUCCUCGUCGACAUUCUUGGAGAAGAGCCGAUGCUUUUAAUGGACUCUUUUCUUUUUCUCUGAAAGACACCAGAUGUUGCUUUAUUUAUUUUUUCUUUUGGAAGAGUUCUCAGUCUGUAUCCAGGGAAACAACAUCUGCUCAAUUCAAAGUUUCAUCUUUUAUUUUUAGCCUCUUUCUGUCAGGCGACACAUCAGUCAGGGAAAAAGUAGCAAGCGCCUGCGUUACUUCAAGAAAAUUGUAAACAUGAAUGCUUGGAUGACUUUAGGAAUAAAGGACUGCCCUGUAACAAUAUAAACAUUGCCUUUAUUAACAAAAUAAUUCACCAUACAUACAGAUUGCAUCAUGUUAAAUAGCAGUAUCGCAGUUGUUGUUGUUGUUUUGUUGAAUGAAUGAGAGAAAGAAAGGUUUGACCACAGUGGAUGUUUGUCCUGAUUAGUAACAACACUACAGCACACUGACAGAUCGGUACGUCGGAAUGAAAGGCAGGAAUGUUGAAUCAGAUCAACUCGUCGUCGUCCGUCUUAAAAUCAUAAAAGAAGGCAACAGUUUGACAUCAAUCAUCAAUAGCUUGUAGAAAGGCGGACACCUACAGUACUUAUUUUUUUUUACGCGACAAAGACAAUAAUACAACGUUACAGUGCAGUUACAGUAUAGAUGUCUCCAAUGGAAUGUACUAAAGCUUUGGCACACUCCUGUAUUUUAGCCCUUGAAGUUCAGUCAGAGGUGGCACACCGGACACAACGAGGGGAAGUUGAAGCAAUGAGUGUUCAACUUAAGAACAGUUGUUUAAAAAAAA